AGUCGUAAAACGUCAGAAGAUUCGUGAAAAUGGCGUUGAUAAUCGGGCGUAGAAUGUGAAGUGACAUUUCUCCUCUUUUCUCGGCUUUAUUUAUCAAAAAAAACAAACAGGUGCUUUUUCUUUUUACAAACAGUGAAUAACAGCAGCUUAUUGUCAAAAUGAUGUCCGACCGAAAGGCGGAACUGGAAAGAAAAAAGGCAAAGCUCCAGGCGAUUAGAGAAGAAAAAGAAAGGCGCCGCAGAGAAAAGGAGCAAAAAGAUGUCGAGGAAGCAACGGUUCGCGCAGCUGGACCUGAUAAGGACCAUCGCAAAGAAUUGGAUGCCAUGCUUUCAUCUCUUGGAGUUGCGCCCGUUUCAGACGUUUUAUCUAGUCUGUCGAGUAUGAAUUCAUCGACACCAGAACAAAGUAAUAAUGCAACUCCCGACGUUAGUCUACAGCCAUCUAGUAUUAAUUCUGCUCAAAGCGCAACCCGGAGGAAAAAUCGAGAAUUGACUGUCGUCUCAGUGGCUCACACGAACAUUCCCCCGAAGGAACCGGUAGUUUAUAGCAAACAAACACAGACUGUUCAGGUGGCUCACGCUUCUCAUGACGGAUACUUUGAGACUGACUGGUGGCGUCCCAGGAAAGCUCAUGCAUUCGACUAUUACGACGAGUACAAUCUAAAUCCUGGUUUAGAAUGGGAGGACGAAUUUACAGUUUUGACAUAUGAUGAUGGCCAAGCCGAGGACGAGGAGAACAGCCUGCCGCACCUCGACGGUUUCCAGAGCAAAUUGCCACCCGGAAUACUGCCCCAUGGAUUGCCGCAGGUUAAGGAAGUUCAGCCAGCAGUCACACAAGUCGAACAGGAAAAGGAGAAGGAGAAAUCCAAAGAGGUGAGAGAACUGAGUGAAGAGGAGAAGCAGAUGAUAAUUUUGUCAGAAGAUUUUCAACGUUUCUUGGACCGGACGAGUAGAAUUGUCGAGAGGGCUCUAGGAGAAUCGGUUGAUAUUUACACGGAUUACACGGGAACAAUGGACGGAGACGAUGGAAUGGAUGAGAAGAGUCAUCAACGACUGUGGCUAAACAGAUCAUUUUAUUGUGAGCGUUGGUCGCGAAAUCGUUGUGUGACAUCGAUGGAUUGGUCACCACAAUUUCCGGAAUUAUUGGCAGCGUCUUAUCACAAUAAUGACGAGAGUCCCAAUGAUCCCGAUGGCGUUUGUUUAAUUUGGAACACAAAAUUUAAAAAGACAACACCCGAAUUUAUAUUUCAUUGUCAAUCGCCAGUGAUGUCGACGACAUUCGCUAGAUUUCAUCCAAAUUUAAUUUUAGGCGGUACAUAUUCGGGGCAAAUUGUACUUUGGGACAAUAGAGUGCAAAAGAGAACGCCUAUUCAACGCACGCCAUUAUCUGCGAGUGCUCACACGCAUCCAGUUUAUUGUCUAAGUGUGGUUGGUACACAAAAUGCUCACAAUUUAAUCAGCAUAUCGACCGAUGGAAAAAUGUGUUCCUGGAGUUUAGAUAUGCUGUCACAACCGCAGGAGAAACUUGAAUUACAAGCGAAGCAAUCGAAAUCAAUUGCCGUCACGUGUCUCGCAUUUCCUCACGGCGAUGUCAAUAAUUUUGUCGUUGGAAGCGAAGACGGAAUGGUCUAUUCGGCAUGUCGUCAUGGAACAAAAGCAGGAGUGACGGAAAUGUACGAGGGACAUCAAGGACCAGUGACGGGAAUCGACGCUCACGCUGUUCAGGGUGGAAUUGAUUUUUCACAUUUGUUCCUCACGUCGUCGAUCGAUUGGACCAUAAAACUCUGGAGUUUAAAGGAGAAUAAACCACUUUAUUCGUUCGAGCAUAAUGGAGAUUAUGUUUAUGAUGUCGCAUGGUCCCCGACACAUCCGGCUCUGUUUGCGGUUGUCGACGACUCGGGACGACUCGAUUUGUGGAACUUGAAUCAGGACACGGAAGUUCCUGCCGCUAGUGUCAUUGUCGACGGCUGUCCCGCAUUGAAUCGAGUCUCCUGGAUGCCAAGCGGUUUUCACGUCACUGUCGGCGACGAUUCUGGAAGAAUUUGGGUUUAUGAUGUUGCAGAACAUUUGGCGCAUCCGAGAAUGGAUGAAUGGAACAAAUUUUUGUACACGCAACAGGAUUUAAAGAACAACAAGGCAGACGAGGAGUUGGACAAAUUAAAUUUAAGUUCUGGUCCAUCAUCCUUGACUUCAAUGUCCUCCAUGUCCUCGAUGCCAAUGAGAUAAAUAUACAAUUUAAAAUAAGUAAAAAUCAAUGCGACUCGAUCGAAUGUUCUCUAAUUUUCCUAGAUUUGUUACAUUAACAAAACUCUUACCUCGUGUAGGAAUAAUAAGCCUUUUUUAUUAAUUCCACUUCUUUCGUUUUUUUAAACAAAUAAAUAAAAUUUUUAAUAAUUUGCCAAAUUUCUAAUUUUUAUUAGUUUUAUUUAUUAAUUAUUAAUAAAAAUUUCUUUUCUUUUAUGAUAAAUAAAAUAAUUUAGUAAAAUUCGAUCGAGAAGUAUUUUAGUUUGCUUGGUAAAUAAUUUUUGACGAAUUUCAAAUAAUAAUCACGCUUCAUGUGUAAAUAUUAAUAUACAAAAUUUAUGUCAAAAGCAUUAUUGCGAGAAAAACCCCCGACUGUAAUUUACAAUGUAUAAUAAUUAUUUCCGAAAUAUUUAAGAUUUAUAUAUGGUUAAUUUUUACAUUUUAUUAAUUUUUCUUUGUAAUUGAUUAUUAUUUGUAUUUAUUUAAUUAACAUCGAAAGAUGGACAUUUUUCUCAAUAAAUAUAAUUGCUCUACAGCCUCUACAGAAAAGGACGUGAAAAUUAAAAGUUGCAAUCGAAAAAUACAUAUAUAAUAUUUAGCAAUAAGUUUCUUUGUACAUUUUUUUCUUGGAUUUUAAUACUGUGUUUUUUUAUAUUGCUUCUAAAUAAUAUGAUGUUUGUAAAAGUUGUAUGAAAUGGAGUGAAAUAAAUUUAUUGGCGCAAUAGA
Molecule: messenger RNA, 2969 nt
Organism: Leptopilina heterotoma
Lineage: Eukaryota; Metazoa; Arthropoda; Insecta; Hymenoptera; Figitidae
Gene: sw
Product: cytoplasmic dynein 1 intermediate chain
Exons: 14
Coding region: 159-2225 (688 amino acids)
Biological process (GO): transport along microtubule
Cellular component (GO): cytoplasmic dynein complex
Molecular function (GO): dynein heavy chain binding; dynein light chain binding
Source: RefSeq, a predicted model, not a curated record